Amaranthus tricolor (Joseph's coat) is the source of this 975-nucleotide messenger RNA. RefSeq lists its product as uncharacterized. NCBI's taxonomy places the organism in Eukaryota, Viridiplantae, Streptophyta, Magnoliopsida, Caryophyllales, Amaranthaceae. The transcript has 4 exons. The record is from RefSeq and is a predicted model, not a curated record. Bases 100 to 876 code for a protein of 258 amino acids.
CCUUCUCUUUCUCUCCCUUUUUUUCUCUCUCAUUUCUAACUCCCAUCAAAUAAAUAAAACAUCCUAUUCCAGUAUUCCAAUCCCUCUCAAGAUUUAAAUAUGGUGAAAAUCAAACAACAAAAACAUGAAAUCGACAAAAAUAUCAAUUACAACGAUAUAAAAUCUGAUUUAGCCAUUGAAACUUGCAACAUUUUUACUAAUUCUCAUCACUGUUUUUGCAUUCAUCAUCAUCUCAAUGCUCAUUCUCCUACUCCCACUCCUUUUAUUGAUUGGUACUUGAUUCUUAGAGUUGGAGAAGAUGCAGGCAUUUCUAUCAUCAGAAAACAAUAUCAUAAACUUGCAUUGCUGCUUCAUCCGGACAAGAAUAAACAUCCAAAGGCUGAAUUAGCAUUCAAGCUUAUUUCCCAGGCAUACAAAUGUCUAUCUGAUGAAGGAAAAAGAAGUAAUUUUAACUUGGAGAGAUGGAGAAACCAAUGUACAGAAUGCAGCAGAAUCCCACACAACUCUCAUCCUCAACACAAUGCUAAUAACAACGCUAGAAAGUCACCAAGAAACUUAAGGUCUUACAAAAUACAUCAACAAUUUAGAGCCUUAAAAGAGAAACUAAAAGAAGAGGCCAACGUCAUACAAGGGUGCAUUCGGGUUAAUCAAGGCCGGAAAAACAAGUACCCGGUUUUUGAUCCAUCGAGUUAUUCUAACCUAAGCUAUCCACAUAGAAGGAACCAGGCUCAAUCUUACAAGAAAGGUGCUAGUUUUUGGGAUGUCAAGAAGCAGAAUGUGUAUGAUCAAAGAAGAGGCAGAUGUGAAUAUCCCCUUUUUGAGCUUACUACAGAUUGUAAUUCAUUCAAUAUGAAAGCUACUUGUGUUAGUUCUUGACCUACAUAACACAGUUCGCUAGCUAAUUCGAUUUUUGAAUUCGUGAUUUACUCAAGUUUGUCCGAGAAUAGCCUAAAACCAACAAUAAUUUACUUUUUU